AACGUGUCCGUUGUUUUGGGCACUACUCGCCACUUAUAUCUUUCCUUACUUAACUUGUUUUUCAUUAAAAUUGUUGUGGAAUAUUAUUAAAUAUGGUACGGCACAAUAAUCAGUUGCCGGACAAUUUGCCGCAGCUGCAGAAUUUAAUAAAACGCGAUCCCGAGUCCUAUAAAGAUGAGUUUCAACAACAGUAUCGCCACUUCCUCAGUAGUUUGGAAGUAUUUGCCCUCAAUCCAACAGAGGAGAACAAAUCUCUGGAUGAGCUGGUUAUGUUUAUAGCCCAGGUGGCCCAAUGCUAUCCGGAGGUGUGUCUCCAGUUUCCACAACAUUUGGUGGAUCUCUUAAAAAACCAUGCCACUACCCUGGAUCCGGCAAUGCGUAAUUGCUUUGUUAAGGCUUUGAUAUUGCUGCGCAAUAAAAAUCUCAUCCCUGCCCUGGAUUUAUUGGAGCUAUUCUUCCAACUUUUACGUUGUCCGGACAAACAUUUACGUAUAUUUUUACAAAAUCACAUAAUAACCGAUAUCAAGAAUAUGAAUGCCAAACAUAAGGAUAUGAAACUAAAUUCUAGUCUACAAAAUUUCAUGUACUCCAUGUUGAAAGAUGCUAAUCCCAAGGCGGCCAAAAUGUCUGUGGAUAUUAUGAUAGAUCUGUACAAAAAGAACAUUUGGAAUGACGAGAAGACUGUGAACGUAAUUGCCACAGUUGGAUGUUUUUCCAAAAUCACCAAAGUGUUGGUUGCUUCAUUGAAAUUCUUUUUGGGACACGAUGAUGAAGACAAGGGUUCCGAUGAUUCAGAUAGUGAAAAUGAAGUCGAUUUGAAGGGUGCUCUGCUACAAAGUCGUGUAAAUAAGAAGACCAAAAAACGUAAGAAGCAAUUGGAGCAGUUAAAGAAGCAAGCUGUCAAGGCUCAAAAGAAAAAGAAGAAUGCACCUGCCUUCAAUUUCUCGGCCAUACAUCUGAUACACAAUCCGCAGGGUCUGGCCGAAGGAUUGUUCAAGCAGUUACAGAACAACAAUGAACGUUUUGAAGUGAAGUUGAUGCAUUUGGAUGUCAUUUCACGUCUUAUUGGUAUUCACGAGUUGUUCCUGUUUUCUUACUAUCCCUACAUUACCCGUUUUAUUCAGCCCCAUCAGAGACAGGUGACUCGUAUUUUGCAAUUUGCUGCCCAAGCCUCCCAUCCUUUGGUUCCUGGUGAUGUUAUAGAACCAAUACUAAAGACUAUAGCAAAUAAUUUCAUCACCGAACGCAAUUCUUCUGAUGUGAUGGCCAUUGGCUUGAACGCCACACGUGAGAUUUGUCAAAGAUGUCCAUUAGCCAUGGGUGAAGAUUUACUGCGGGAUUUAGCCAUGUACAAAGCAUACAAAGAAAAAUCCGUCAUGAUGGCAGCACGUUCCUUGAUUAUGUUGUACAGAGAACAAUUGCCAGCAUUGUUACAUAAAAAGGAUAGAGGUCGUUUAACCGAGGCUCAGGCUGAACACAAGCCCAAGGCAUAUGGCCAGGUGGAGGUGCAUGAGACUAUACCUGGUGCCGAGGCUUUGUUAAAAUCAUCUAAGACCAUCGAUUUGGGCAGUGAUGAUGAUGACACCGAUUCCAAUGAUGGUGGAUGGGUAGAUGUGUCAGAUGAUGGGGAAGAAUUGUCGGAUGAUGGCGAAGAGGGUGAUGAUGAUGUAGAUGAUGAUGAAGAUGUAGAUGAUGAUGAAGAUAAUGGCGAGGAAUGUGACAGUGAAAACGAUGAGGAGGACGAUGAUGAAGAUGACGAGGAAGAAGAUGAGGAUUCGGACAACGAAGAAAAUAAGGAAGACUCAGAUAAGAAAGAGAAAAAUCCAAAUGAGCCGAAAAAUAAGAAUGUUUCCCGUAAGAACUCCAUAUCAUCGAACACAUCGAAAGCUUCGAAAAAAUCCCAAAAGUCAGAAGCUAAAAUUUUGAGUGAAAAAGAGGCAGCACAAGAAUUGGCCUUAACCCGUAUAUUCACGGACGAAGACUUUAAACGGAUCAACAUAGCCAAUCUAAAGAAAACUGUAACGAAUGCCCGCAAACGUCCCUUGGAGAAGGAUCGUCAAGAAUUCGUUAAACUGGACAAUAUUGAAAUGAUCUAUAAGAAACGUAAACACGACAAGGAAAGUCGUUUAGAAACAGUAUGCAGUGGCCGAACAGACCGUGAGAAAUUCGGCUGGAAAGACGGUAGACAAAAUGAGAAUUGUUCCAAAACGAAUCGUGAAAAACAAAAACACAAGAACUUUGUGAUGAUGCGUUACAAAGCCCGCUCGAAGGUCAAGAAGAGUUUCCGUGAUAAACAGCAGGCUAUGCGUAAACAUUUGUUGCACAUAAAGAAAAUGAAAUAAAGUGGAUAGGUACCUACAUAUUUUUUUUAGAUAUAAUUGUACUAAUAGUUGAUUUUGAAAUGAUUGGCUAUCUAUUAGUAGAUACGAAAAGUUUGACUGUAAGUUAUAAAAAUUACAAUUUUUAAGAAAUAAAUAUUUUUUAUAUUUAUCUUAA
This is a messenger RNA of Musca domestica (house fly), 2496 nucleotides long. Its product is annotated as protein SDA1 homolog. Bases 93 to 2342 code for a protein of 749 amino acids. The transcript is spliced from 2 exons. Gene Ontology annotation, biological process: ribosomal large subunit biogenesis; ribosomal large subunit export from nucleus. NCBI's taxonomy places the organism in Eukaryota, Metazoa, Arthropoda, Insecta, Diptera, Muscidae. The record is from RefSeq and is a predicted model, not a curated record. Gene Ontology annotation, cellular component: nucleolus.